This is a messenger RNA of Linum tenue, 2115 nucleotides long. Lineage: Eukaryota; Viridiplantae; Streptophyta; Magnoliopsida; Malpighiales; Linaceae. The record is from the annotation of a GenBank genome assembly.
GGAGGAUUUACAGAGAUGGAAUGAGAAGAGGGUUCUGGAUUCUAGAGAACUACAGCUAAAGUGGGGAAAGGGAAGCAACUAACUGUUUACACUUUACACAAUUUGUCCAAAGAUACUCAAUAACAGGUGGCUCUAGCUAUUUAUAGCUUGGUUUGGGUUGUUACAAUCUCUUCCGAAAGAGGAAAGACAGUCCCCCCACCACUGGCUGAUCACUGAUCACUCCAAGGUCCCGAUCCCAGCUACACACUCCACCAAAGCUGCAGCCGGCGCCGGCGAACUCGCCGCCGACAUCGAUCCGUAUCCGCCGUGGUACUUUUCCCCUUCGAUGUCAGCCAGCAAGUUUCAGCAGCAAUCCAUGCUCACUCUCAGAGGCUCCCUCCUCUCUCUCGCAAUCCUAACCUUCGUCUCCCUCACUUACCUCUCCCUUAACUCUCUUCACUCCUCAAUCUCCUUCUCCGCGCAGUCCUCUCCCACCGCAACCUCAGCCUCCGGGAAGCAAAUUAUUCAACUGGUGCAAAGAGAGACGGAGGCUUCAGCGGGGCAAGAAGAGAGCGGAAAUGCGGAGGUAGGGAGGAGCGACGGCGAUGACGAGAUUACGGAUCUGUACCAUUACCCGGAGGUAUUCAAGCUUAAUUACGCGGCGAUGGAGGAGAAUUUCAAGGUUUAUAUCUACCCGGACGGUGAUCCGAAAACGUUUUAUCAGACGCCGAGGAAAUUGACGGGGAAGUACGCGAGCGAGGGCUACUUCUUCCAGAAUAUUAGAGAAAGUAAGUUCAGGACUGAAGAUCCGGAUCAAGCUCACCUCUUCUUUAUCCCGAUUUCAUGUCAUAAGAUGCGAGGCAAGGGUACUUCCUAUGAAAACAUGACCAUAAUUGUUCAGAAUUAUCUGGAUGGCUUGAUAGCCAAAUAUCCUUACUGGAACAGGACUCUUGGGGCAGAUCACUUCUUCGUUACAUGUCAUGAUGUUGGUGUAAGAGCAACUGAUGGUGUUCCAUUUCUUGUGAAAAAUGCUAUUCGAGCAGUAUGUUCCCCAAGUUAUGACGUUGGAUUCAUUCCACACAAAGAUAUCGCACUUCCUCAAGUUCUGCAGCCAUUCGCUCUUCCAGCUGGAGGCAAUGAUGCGGAAAACAGGACUACUCUUGGCUUCUGGGCUGGCCAUAGGAACUCUAGAAUUAGAGUUAUACUGGCACGUGUUUGGGAAAAUGAUACAGAGCUCGAUAUUUCGAACAACAGAAUAAGUAGGGCCACAGGACAUCUAGUGUAUCAGAAGAGAUUUUACAAGACUAAAUUUUGCAUAUGCCCAGGAGGUUCUCAGGUCAACAGUGCUCGAAUAACCGACUCAAUCCACUAUGGAUGUGUUCCUGUAAUAUUAUCCAACUACUAUGACCUGCCAUUCAACGACAUCAUUGACUGGAGCAAAUUCGCCAUUGUAUUGAAAGAGAAAGACGUGUAUCAGCUGAAGCAGAUCCUCAAAGACAUACCAGAUGAGAAGUUUCUUGAGUUGAAUAAAAAUGUAGCCAAGGUACAGAAGCACUUCCAGUGGAAUUCACCACCGAUUAAGUACGAUGCAUUCCACAUGGUGAUGUAUGAUCUCUGGCUGCGGCGUCAUGUCAUCCGAUACUGAAUGUUGAAACGAGAAUAGCUUGUAAAUUCUCACAACCCCAUCGCGGGAGGGGAUUAGUCUGUUGCUCACUAUUAUUUCAUUUGUUCUUUAGACUUGAUACCCUCAAAUAUUUUCCACACUAAAUGUAGGCUGUAGAUCCUCUGUGUUGUUUAGAGCUGUAACAAGGUUGUAACGGGAACGGGAAAAGAGAGAGCAGACAAGGUGAGAGAGAUUGGUAGAACACCCUCCCUGCAUUGAUUCUUGGACAUCUUUAUAGGAAUUUUGCGAACAUCUGUGUUAGUGUUCACUUCUUGGCUUCUUGUUACUGGAAAAACCUUUUGGAACGGCUUAGUUGUUAAACUCAUCAACAGAUGGGGAGCUGGAAGAAUUGGCAUUCUAGUUGGUCGCUUUUGAUCCACGGUAUUUAUGAAAUCGAUUAUAUUGGUUAGUUAAAAUCGUAGCAGACUUUGUGAGAUUGACUAAUCCGCUAGUGAGAUUGACUUACAGUGGAA